Cajanus cajan (pigeon pea) is the source of this 2917-nucleotide messenger RNA. RefSeq names its product Phototropic-responsive NPH3 family protein. The record is from RefSeq and is a predicted model, not a curated record. Gene Ontology annotation, molecular function: protein binding. NCBI's taxonomy places the organism in Eukaryota, Viridiplantae, Streptophyta, Magnoliopsida, Fabales, Fabaceae.
GAAUUAUUAUUAGUAUUAUUGUUAAUUUAUUAUUAUCGGAGAUUCCAUGCUCGAGAAAAGAGCAAUGAGUGUAUUUGAAGGCACGGACCCCACAUGGUUGCUGGGGUUGGUCCUUUGAGAUGCCAAUGCCAUUAAUGGUACACAUUGCCCCAUGUUCCAAAAACCAAAACUUUCCACACCCAAGCCUGCAUUUGAGAGAGUCAAUGCCUUCUAUUUAACCACACUGUUACUGCUUUGUGUUUUUUCCUUCAUGGGUAUGAGUAGUUUGGUUUAGGUUUUUACCUUUUGUUUGUUUGUUAGGGGUAGGGAACUGGGUGGUUGACCUAAACUUGAGGGCUGAUUGGGAGUUUUUAGGUUUCUGGGGGCUCAAUUUUUAUGUUUUGGGGGUUUUGGGGAAGUGGGUAUGUGGUUGGGUUCUAAUUAUAGUGGAGUGGUUCUAGGGUUUUUGAGGAGGUGGUGGUGUUGUUGAUUGAAUCUGGUGGUGGAUUCGGCUCUUUUGGUUUGUUGGGUUGCUGGGGGUUUUGAUAAAGGUUGUUCCUUUGGAGGGAGGGAAUGGAAAGGAGCUGCAUUGUGGAUAAUUUCCGAGAAGGGUAAAUUUGAGGCCAAGUGGUUGUGUGUGCUAAAGGUGUUUGUGAAGGGUUUCAACUUUCAAAUUCAAUUGAACUUAGAUCUGUUCUUGACUCGGUUUUGUUCAGCAAUUGUUGUUCUCUUUUGGGGAUUUGAGUAAAUGGCUUGCGUGAAAUUGGGUUCCAAAGCCGAUGCUUUCCAGCGUCAAGGGCAGGCCUGGUUCUGCACGACUGGGCUUCCUAGUGAUAUAGUUGUUGAAGUUGGGGAGAUGUCUUUUCAUCUGCACAAGUUUCCUUUGCUGUCUAGAAGUGGGGUUCUAGAAAGAAUGAUUGCCGAGGCUUCUGAAUCAGAGGAAGAAUGUGUCAUAUCCUUAGGUGACAUUCCUGGUGGGGCCAAAACAUUUGAACUUGUGGCAAAAUUCUGCUACGGUGUGAAACUUGAACUUACAGCAUCAAAUGUUGUGUACCUCUGGUGUGCUGCAGAACGUCUUGAAAUGACUGAGGAAUAUGGUGAAGGCAAUCUUAUUUCACAGGCUGAGAACUUUUUCAAUCAAGUGGUCCUCCGCAGUUGGAAAGACUCUAUGAGGGCACUUCAAAGCUGUGAUGAUGUUUCAUCCCAUGCUGAAGAGCUCCACAUUGUGAAAAGAUGCAUUGAAUCACUGGCAGCAAAGGCAUCUACUGACCCAAAUUUAUUCGGGUGGCCAGUGUUGGAGCGUGGUGGUCCUUUGCAGAGCCCUGGUGGAAGUGUUUUGUGGAAUGGAAUAAGUACUGGGGCAAGACCAAAAAAUUCAAGUGCAGAUUGGUGGUAUGAGGAUGUAACAAAUUUGAGUUUACCUCUUUAUAAGAGAUUGAUAGCUAUCAUGGAAUCUCGAGGCAUUAGGCAGGAGAUUAUUGCCGGUUCUCUUGCUUUCUAUGCUAAAACAUAUCUGCCUGGGUUGAAUCGACGUCAGGUUUCUGGUGAGUCCAGUGCCCGUCUGACACUAGCUAUGGGGUCUCCACUAUGUGAAGAUGACCAGAAGAUUCUACUGGAAGAGAUAGACGAAUUGCUCCCAAUGCAGAAGGGACUGGUCCAAACAAAGUUUCUUUUUGGUCUACUUCGAACAGCCAUGAUUCUACGAGUGAGCCCCUCUUGCAUAUCAAACUUGGAGAGACGGAUUGGCAUGCAGCUUGAUCAAGCUACUCUGGAAGAUCUCUUGAUGCCUAAUUUCUCAUAUUCAAUGGAGACACUUUACAACGUUGACUGUGUGCAAAGAAUUCUUGACCAUUUCCUUGCCAUGGAUCAGGAUACUGGUGGUGCCUCCCCAUGCUCAAUUGAUGAUGGUCAAUCGAUUGGGUCACCUUCUCUGACACCAAUCACAAUGGUAGCCAAACUGAUUGAUGGUUACCUGGCAGAGGUUGCCCCAGAUGUUAACUUAAAACUUCCCAAGUUUCAAGCCCUUGCUGCUGCUGUUCCAGAGUAUGCCAGGCCUUUGGAUGAUGGUUUAUAUCGCGCCAUAGAUAUUUUUUUGAAGUCUCACCCAUGGUUGGUGGAAUCUGAGAGAGAGCAACUAUGUAGGCUGAUGGAUUGCCAGAAGCUCUCAUUAGAAGCAUGCACCCACGCUGCGCAAAACGAGAGGCUACCCAUCAGAGUGAUAGUCCAAGUUCUAUUUUUCGAGCAGCUCCAGCUUCGGACUUCAAUCGCCGGCUGCUUUCUAGUUUCGGACAAUCUUGAUGGAUCAAGGCAAUUAAGAAGCGGUUUUGUCGGAUCAACAGAGGGCGGCUGGGCGUCGGCUGUGAAGGAAAACCAGGUUUUGAAAGUGGGAAUGGAUAACAUGAGGAUGAGGGUGUCUGAGCUUGAGAAGGAAUGCUCAAACAUGAGGCAGGAGAUCGAGAAACUGGGUCGCACGAAGGGAACAAGCGCUUGGGGAACCGUGUCGAAGAAACUAGGGUUUAAGUUAAAGUCUCAGAUGUGUAGUGCUCAAGAAGGGUCAGUUAGCAACCAGAAUGAUGCAAAUAGUAAGGUUGAGAAGCUGAAGGACAGACAUGUAAAGCACAAGAAAAGUUCUUCUGUUAGUGACAAAGCAUCAGUCUCUUCAAUUGUUCAUUCGUAGUGUCUCAUGUUAAUUUACUCACAAGGUUUUUCUCGCAUGUUACUGUGUCAUUGAGUAAUCAGUUUCGUUGCCCCUGCUUCUUAAGCAAGUGUAACUGAGAUGGAAACAGAAGUCUCUGUAUUGUGUAAACCGUAGAUUUAGCUGUUUUUUUUUUCUCCUGUCCCACUACAUAUGAAUAUAAAAGGUCCAUGCACAAUGUGUCUCCUACUUGUCCAAAAUAUUCAUUUGUUUGAAUUUAAUUUUAUAGAGGUUAUCUCCAAA